Molecule: messenger RNA, 969 nt
Organism: Rhodotorula toruloides NP11
Lineage: Eukaryota; Fungi; Basidiomycota; Microbotryomycetes; Sporidiobolales; Sporidiobolaceae
Product: peroxisomal membrane protein Pmp47
Exons: 9
Coding region: 1-969 (322 amino acids)
Cellular component (GO): peroxisomal membrane
Molecular function (GO): coenzyme A transmembrane transporter activity; FAD transmembrane transporter activity; ATP transmembrane transporter activity
Source: RefSeq, a predicted model, not a curated record
AUGGUCGGAAUGAGUGACUCGUCCGUGCACGCGGUCGCCGGAGCGGCGGGAGGCUGCAUCGCCAUGGCUGUGACCUACCCCCUCGUCAACCUCUCGACGCGCUCCCAGGUCGAGGCCAAAUCAAAGAAGGAGAGCACUCGCAGCGCCGCGCUGAAGGUCAUCCAGCGCGACGGUAUCGCCGGCCUGUACGAUGGCUUGAGCUCGAGUCUGCUCGGCAUUGCCGUGACGAACGGUAUCUACUACCUCUGCUUCGAGGAAGCCCGCGCCGUCGUCCUCAAGUCUCGCAAGGGCACCCGCGCCACGCUCUCGACGCUCGAGUCGAUCCUCGUCUCGGCGUUCGCUGGUGCAGCAACUUCGGUCCUGUCGAACCCGAUCUGGGUCGUCAACACGCGGCAAACGGUCCGCACGACCGUCGCAUCCGACCCGACUGCACCAGCGGGGAAGAAGGUCAUCGAGAAGCGCCGCACGAUCUGGCAGACCAUCAUCGACAUCCUCCGCACCGACGGGCCGGCCGCCUUCUUCCACGGGCUCGGACCGGCACUCAUCCUCGUGUCGAACCCGAUCCUGCAGUUCACGCUGUUCGAGCAGCUCAAGAACUUCAUCCUGCGCCGCCGGGCACUCCGCCUCACCAAGGGCAACGCCAACGCCCCUCCCCUCACCGACCUCGACUUCUUCCUCCUCGGCGCCGUCACCAAGCUCUUCGCGACGAGCGUCACCUACCCUUACCUCACCGUCAAAGCUCGCAUGCAAGCCGGCAACGCCGAAGGCAAGUCGUACACCUCGUCCCUCGACGGUCUGCGCAAGAUCAUCGCGCGCGAGGGACCGCAGGGCUUGUACAAGGGUAUUGCGCCCAAGCUCACGCAGUCGGUUGCCACUGCUGCGUUGCUCUUCCUUGCGAAGGAGAAGAUCUAUAACGCGACGCGCAAGGCGCUUAUUGGGACGGUCGCGAAGAACGCCGCCAAGGCGUAG